ACUCCUCAUUUCAAAGCAUCCCUCUUUCAAGUUUGAAAAAGAGAGAGAGAGAGAGAAUGCUCACAAAAAGUUAGGACCAAAAAGAAAAGGGAAAGUCCUCACUAUAAACCCAAGGAAAUAGAGAAGUGUUCUUCAAGUUAGGAACUCCAUUUUUAACCAUUCUCAAGCUUUUUUUUUUUUUUUUUCUUUUCUAUCUUCAAUGCUGAAACCAAAACAAAUAAUAUCAAACUCAUGGUGAGUGUAUAGAACUUAAAAAAUGGAGUGUUGGGUUUUUUUGGGUCUUUUUUUAAGUGGUUUAAUUCUUCCUACUGGAGCUGUUAUCGGCGGGGUAAGUGGCCGAGUUGGUUUUGGCUUUGGUGGUGGCGGAGGCAGCGGUGGAAAUGGUAUUUGGAUCGGUGGUGGAGGGGGAAACACUCCGAAUCCGACUCUUACUCCGACUCCAACUCCGAAUCCAUUAUUAGAGACUGUUCUAAACAGAGCAUACUCAGUUCUUCAGACAUGGAAAUCUGCCAUUUCCGAUGACCCAACUGGAAUGUUAACCACGUGGGUUGGCUCCGAUGUGUGUUCUUACAAAGGAAUCUUUUGUACACGUCUAAAUUCCGGCCAAAUCUCCAUCACCGGAAUCGACUUUAAUGGAAAAAAUCUCAGAGGAACCCUCAUCAAGGAGCUGGCUCUUCUCAACGAUCUGACCCUCAUUCACUUAAACAGCAACAGAUUUUCCGGCAUCGUUCCGAUAACAUUCCGUCAACUCGUACGCCUUCAAGAACUCGAUCUCAGCAACAAUAAUUUCUCCGGUGAAUUCCCAUCCGCCACUCUCUACAUUCCAAAUCUCAGGUAUUUGGACCUCAGAUUCAACUCCUUCACCGGCGCAAUCCCGGAAAGUUUGUUUUACAUGGGACUAGACGCCAUUUUCCUCAACAAUAACCAAUUCGCCGGCGAAAUCCCACAAAACCUCGGAAAUUCGCCGGCGUCUGUGAUAAAUUUAGCAAAUAAUAACUUCACCGGAGCAAUCCCGGCGAGUUUUGGGUAUAUGGGUCCAAGACUGAAGGAAAUCCUGUUUCUAAACAACCAAUUAAGCGGUUGCAUUCCCGAAGGAGUUGGGUUCUUAACAGAGAUUGAAGUUUUGGAUUUCAGCUCCAACAAAUUGUUCGGUCAUCUUCCCGAUACAAUCUCUUGUAUGAACCAAGUCGAGAUUUUGAAUCUUGCCCACAACCAAUUAUCCGGCGUCGUUUCCGAUUUGGUCUGUUCUUUAAGAAGCCUCAUACAUCUAUCCGUAGCAGACAAUUUCUUCUCCGGCUUCAACCAGCAGUGCCGGAAUCUCUUCGGCGGGUUCGAUUUGUCGUUCAAUUGCAUUCCCGGAGUUACUCUUCAGCGGCCGUCGCCUGAAUGUUCUGUAAUUCCGGGAAUUGGGUUGAACUGUUUUCGGGUUCCGGUGAUUCCGCGGCCGUUGGUUUGUGGACGGAUAGUUGAAACACCGACGGGGGAGGAGGGGGCGCCACGUCCGUAAGGGAAGAAGUAGGAGGUGGAAGCCGGUGGGUAGGUGAUUGAUUAAAUGGCAAUAACUAUACGGAUUCUUUUUUGGGAGGGGAAGAAUUGAAUGUAAAUCUUUUUCACAUUUAAUUCUUCAUGGAAACAGUACUAUCUGAAGAUUUUUAAUGGUGUAGAUUUGUACAAGAACAUGACUAUCAAAUCUCUGAUCUAAUUACUCAUAUUUUUUACCCUA
This is a messenger RNA of Cucumis melo (muskmelon), 1723 nucleotides long. RefSeq names its product leucine-rich repeat extensin-like protein 4. The record is from RefSeq and is a predicted model, not a curated record. Bases 257 to 1507 code for a protein of 416 amino acids. Lineage: Eukaryota; Viridiplantae; Streptophyta; Magnoliopsida; Cucurbitales; Cucurbitaceae. Gene Ontology annotation, molecular function: protein binding. The transcript has a single exon.